CUUAGCAGGGUUGUUCGGCUGUACUGAUGCUGUUUGGUAACUGACUAGCUGUGAAGGCACGUUUGUGCUGUUUCACUACUUUCACCUAAAAGUUUAUUUCAGAGACUAUUAGAGGAAUGAUAGAGGAGAUAAACAGUGGCGCUAAACUCAGCUUAAGUAUUAUAGCUGCUUGUGAGUCGUUGCGAACCUUAAACCGACCUGCAGCAUCUUUGCUAAAAUCUCGCUAGCUGCCUGAGAAAUCUGGUCCUGUGGGGAGCAAGAGGAUGCCAACAGCAGGUGAUGCCCAGGUUACCCAGGCAUGGCUGCGCUCCACAUGGCAGGUCCAGGUACCUCAAACUUGGCUGGAUGCUUGUGUGGAAUGGGUCCUGGAGGAGGCGGCAGGUGCAGCCGUGCCUCAAGCCAGACUCAACCAGCAAGUUCUGGAACAGUGGCUACUCACUGACCUCCGUGACCUCGCCCAUCCCAUCCUGCCUGUUGGUGUUUCCGAAGCCGAGAAGAUGGAGCUGAAUGGCUGCUACUGCCUACAAGUGGACUCCCUGCUGGACGUCAGUCAGCCGGCCUACUCUCAGCUGCAGCGUGUUCGUGGUGCCGACUGUACCAACGAACAGGUCACUGCCGUGACACAGGCCACCCAGAAGCCGUGGGAGGCUAAGCCCACGCGCAUGCUGAUACUACAACUCACUGAUGGGGUGCAGAGCCUGGAGGGAAUGGAGUACCAGCCCAUCCCAGCCCUUAACUCCAGUCUGCCUCCGGGCACCAAGCUCCAGGUGGUGGGAAAGGUGGUGGUGCGUCUGGGGGUGCUGCUGCUGAAAUCAGAGAAUGUGAGGGUUCUCGGUGGGGAAGUGGAGCAGUUGGUGGAGAGACAUUCUCAGGCCAGAGUGCUCUGUAGGACUCUAGGGUUGCCUGAGGAAAACCAGAUGCAAGGAGCAGAACCAAAUGAUCAGGAGCUCCUUGCUAGUGUGGAGGCUGUGGGGGAGCGUCAGAUAGGAGGGGCAUCUGUCGACAGUGGUUAUGACAGCAAUGGCGGCAGCCUAAUCUUAAGAGCUUCUGUGGGACCUCAGCAGUCUUACAGCCAUCAGGUAGAGCCUUCCCUUCAGGUGACAACUCCUUUUAACAGCCACAAUUUGGAUGAUUCUCAAGAUGAUGACAUUCCGGAUAACUUUGACUAUGUACCUGAGGACUUUGAUGACAUUCCAGAGAACUUUGAUGAUAUUCCAGAAAACUUUGGCAAUGCCCCAGAGGACUUUGAUGACAUUCCGAUGGAAGAACUGGACAGCAUGAUGACACCUACAGAGACAGAGGUCUUUCCCAGGAAUGGAGCAAUGGAAUUUGGUGGGAUGGAACAACCGACCAUUCCAAGCUCAGACUCAGGAAGGCUAGCCAGCCACGUCAACCAGCCCACAGCUGGAGGACGAAGCCACCUUAGUUUUGCCUCUGGAACUCCUGUCAAUGAGCACAACAGUUACCGUAGAGGAUCCACAGAUCAGAUGGCUGUAAUUGGUGAUUUAGAUGGCUCCUUCUCCUCCCCAGAACCAAAGAUGGCCAGAUAUGAUCCUCUUUACAGUAGCACUCAAAUGGAAGCACAGGUUUCUGCACAUAAACAUAGUAAUAAAGUGAGUGCUGACAUGUCUGUCCUCAACUACCUGUGCAUUUUGCAGGCUGGUGUUUGGCUGCCCUCUACUGUUCAAGUUGUGCGACUGCAGGCCUUUAUUGUCACCCUGCUUGGAAACCUGCGCAACAGUGGCGGGGAAUGGAAACUUGGAGCCACCAUAUCGGACGGCACUGCAUACCUAGAUGUGGAUCUGUGUGACACUUUGCUAACUAAUCUGAUUGGCUUCUCGGCGACAGAAUCCAGGACACUAAGGAAGGACCCAGCAAUGCGCGGAGUGGUGGACGCUGGAAUACAGAACUGUCAGAGGGAGCUGGUGGAUAUGUGCUGUGUGAUGAAUGUACGGUUGGAGCCAUCGGGGAAAAGCGUGCUACUGAGAACUGAUCCUUUAACAGACAGAGAGUGCUGUGAACUGCAGAGGAGGGUAACGGAGAGGAGGAGUUAAUACAGAAAAGCUGCUACCUUAAUGGAAUUCUGUGCCUAAAGAUGCUGUCUUGGUUCUUGAUGAAUGGACGCUAGUAGGGGACAGUAACCAUUAUAUAAGCUAAAGAGGAGUUCCCCAUUUCUGUAUAAUUAAUUUGUUGACUUGUAAACAGUCAUUAAGAGGUGAUGAUAGGAAUCAGACAUCUGAAGCUCCUUCACAAAAAGUUAUUACAUUACAAGACAUUGUUUAACGAAAGCUUUCAUAUAAGGUUUUGGUCAAAAAUGUUUUUUUUUUUUUUCAGUCCAUUCAUAAUGGAGAGGUACAUGCGUGGCAUUAUGAGGCAAAAUAAUCCCCCAAAGAAAGCUUAUGUGUUCAGAUUUACUGCUACUUCGACAUUUUCAACAUUGCUUAUAAAAACUCAGACACAUGUAGGUUCACUGGUGGUUUUGGGUAGUUAAAUGGCUAUAUCUGUUCCAUAGCUAUCACAGCAGCUCCUUCCCAUCACCACUUCUGUAAAGAAAUUAGUCAGUAAAUUACUCUAUAAUGUGCCGUUUCACAGCAAAACUCUCUGAAUGUCUUUGUUUAGAUCUCAAUUCCCCUUUGAAUUAUGCUAACGGCUUCCCAACCAGCUUAAACUUGGAGCCAUGUUAGAA
Messenger RNA from Colossoma macropomum (tambaqui), 2686 nucleotides. It is a transcript of the gene rmi1, whose product is annotated as RMI1, RecQ mediated genome instability 1, homolog (S. cerevisiae). Gene Ontology annotation, biological process: double-strand break repair via homologous recombination; resolution of meiotic recombination intermediates. NCBI's taxonomy places the organism in Eukaryota, Metazoa, Chordata, Actinopteri, Characiformes, Serrasalmidae. Gene Ontology annotation, cellular component: nuclear body; RecQ family helicase-topoisomerase III complex. Gene Ontology annotation, molecular function: nucleotide binding. The transcript is spliced from 2 exons. The record is from RefSeq and is a predicted model, not a curated record. The coding region runs from base 264 to 2054 and encodes 596 amino acids.